This is a messenger RNA of Leopardus geoffroyi (Geoffroy's cat), 756 nucleotides long. RefSeq names its product 60S ribosomal protein L23a-like. Gene Ontology annotation, biological process: ribosomal large subunit assembly; translation. NCBI's taxonomy places the organism in Eukaryota, Metazoa, Chordata, Mammalia, Carnivora, Felidae. Gene Ontology annotation, cellular component: ribosome; cytosolic large ribosomal subunit. Gene Ontology annotation, molecular function: structural constituent of ribosome; rRNA binding. The record is from RefSeq and is a predicted model, not a curated record.
AUAUUGAGAUUCUUCAUCCACUAAGUCAUCAGUCACACUUUCCUUUAUGUCUUUAAAAAUGACUUUCUUUAGUUCUUUGAAUAUAUUCAUAAUAGCUGCUUUGAAGUCUUUAUCUGCUAAAUUCAACAUCUAGCAAUGCUCAAAGAUAGCUUCUAUUGGCUAUUUUUUUUCCCUUAAGCAUGAGUCACAUUUUCUUCUUUCGUGGCAUGCCUUGAAAUUUUUUAUUGAACGCUUUCACGAAGAUGGCGCCGAAGGUGAAGAAGGAAGCCCCUGCCCCUCCCAAAGCCAAAGCCAAAGCCAAAGCAAAGGCUUUGAAGUCCAAGAAAGCAGUGCUGAAAGGCAUCCACAGUCAUAAAAAAAAGAUCCGCACGUCACCUACAUUCCGAUGGCCCAAGAUACUGUGUCUCUGAAGGCAGCCCAAAUAUCCUUGAAAGAACCCCAGGAGAAACAAGCUUGACCACUGUGCCAUCAUCAAGUUCCCCCUGACUACCAAGUCAGCCAUGAAGAAAAUAGAAGACAACAACACUCUUGUGUUCAUUGUGGAUGUCAAGGCCAACAUGCACCAGAUCAAACAGGCUGUGAAAAAGCUCUAUGACAUUGACGUGGCCAAGGUCAACACUCUGAUCAGGCCCGGUGGAGAAAAGAAAGCAUAUGUUCGACUGGCUCCUGACUAUGAUGCUUUGGAUGUUGCCCACAAAAUUGGGAUCAUCUAAACUGAGUCCAGCUGGCUAACUCUAAAUAUAAAUUUUUUCAACA